Ixodes scapularis (black-legged tick) is the source of this 2379-nucleotide messenger RNA. It is a transcript of the gene mRpS30, whose product is annotated as 28S ribosomal protein S30, mitochondrial. The transcript is spliced from 5 exons. Gene Ontology annotation, cellular component: mitochondrion; mitochondrial large ribosomal subunit; ribosome. The record is from RefSeq and is a predicted model, not a curated record. Gene Ontology annotation, biological process: translation. NCBI's taxonomy places the organism in Eukaryota, Metazoa, Arthropoda, Arachnida, Ixodida, Ixodidae. Bases 807 to 2321 code for a protein of 504 amino acids. Gene Ontology annotation, molecular function: structural constituent of ribosome.
GUCAGGGAAGCUGCGUGCCUCAGUGCCAUCUUUUUGCCUACUGUCUCCGACAAUCUUGAAAGAAAGGCAAGACGUUUACCCAGUUAUUCACCUAGCAAUGUGUAGUUCUCCACACAAAGACAUUACUUUCCUAACAAGCCAGUCCCAGGCACCACCGAUCAAGGACGUUUUCUAAUAUUAUCUUACCAAAUGACGUAUUCGCCAGAUCUCUCUAGCAAGCUGUUUGACACGCAGGUUGUAACAUCUUAUGUUUGAUUUCGGAACUGCCAGCGGCUGUUACGCAUUCAUCGCAGUGAAGUUGGUGUAGUCAUAUCAUGAUAUCAUGACCGUACGCCGACUGAUGACGUGAAAUUUACCGCGCUUUGUCGGCGUUUGAAAACCAUAGGAAACAGGGCGCACAUGUCCCGACACUUCCCGCCAAUCGAUCACUUCGCCGUCACUUUCGUUUGCACGUUUGGCGGUUUCUAGCUGUUUUGGCGCUCACAUAUCAAGGCAGACAAAGCACAACUGACACAACGACCACGACCACGAGACCACGACAUGAAGAACAAAUACCGGUCAUAUAAAAAUAUAAAACACAAAAAAGACCGAGGUCUUGUAACCUUGUGACCCAAGGAGGUUAGUUUGAAAUGUUUUAUUACGUAAGAAGAAAAUGAGUAGUCUAAAACCACAAAUCAUCAUCUUUUUGUGGGCAUAUCAAAGUUAAGUUUGAUUCCUUUAUAUUAUAAGCGACUAGAUAGUCGCUUAAAAUUAGCGGACGAUAGCAACAACGCAACAACCCUGAUCAUCCAUGUGCUUCGUCGAAGAUGGCCGCCAAAAUACUAGUGCCGAAACGGGUCGGCGCCGUUACAAAGUUCCUGGGCGCUCAGUACCACACCAAGAGAAUCAACGCGGACCUAGAAGCUGAGUACGAGUACACAGAUGUGCCCCAAUACCCCCCGAUCCACGACACAACUUACGAAGGCACCAAACUGCGGAGACGCCGUCAGUGGUACGACCACAUCCGAAAUCUUCCGACCGUUGACCAGAAACUCAACGAGAUCGCCUUCGUCGCCAAGCCGGAGGUGGAGCAGGAAUACCGGGACAUGGUCGAAAAGGGGAGGCAAUUCUUCACGUACAUCGCGACACCAAACUCCACGUACUACAACAGCCUGCCCGCUUUCCAGUACGCUACAAGGACGCACUUGAUCGACGGGCUGCCAGAGCGCUUCGCAAAACUGGACGUUGACGACGCUUACGCUCGAAUUAAGCCGUACCUUGUCGAAGCUAUAACUUCCGAAUUGGAAAUAGACAGGACAUCUUGGCUGCCCGAGCACAAGGACGGCGAGGCCAUCAGACAGAACUGCAUCAUCACCCAGGUUCUUUCCGUCCUGUUCAAGGGACUCGGCAAUGAAGUUCCCCACCUCGAAACCUCACAGGUGGACCUGUCGCCACGCUGCGACUCCUUCUGGUGGCACGGCCGUUACUACCCGGACAUGAGGGGGCGGAACAAGGGCAAGGAGUUUGUGACGAUACCAUUCCAGUACCAAGGCAAGCCCGAUGCACAGAUCAGGGUGGUGGAACCGCUGCCUCCCGUUGUUGACAUGGACGACCCGUUGGUGCAAUCGAGAGAAGUGACCGACUUUCCUUUCCAUCCUUGCAAUUUCGGAUGGGUACACAAGAACAAAAUCCUGACCAGUCUGCCUGGUACCUGGCCCCUGCAUGGAUGCAGUUUCCCACUGGUCAGCUUUCAUCAGCGAGCCAGCCUCAUCAACGACAAAAGUCCGUUCAAGACUGCAGAAGAGGUUAACGAUGCGGUGAAUGCGUCGGCCAUCAUAGCAGGCUUCGGUUGGCUCAACGGCGUUGCCAGCCAACUCGGAUUCAGCCCUUUCCACGACCCGACCUACCCGCUGGUCAGCCAGGUCGUGAGCACGGACGGGCAGCACUGGACCUUUGCAGUCUACCAGCUGAACACCGUGUCACUCCACCCCGACUUCUACGAAGACAACACGGCCCGCAACCUGUGCUGGUCGUCGGGCAACCUUCGCCUCUUCGAGGUGUUCGAAAACGGCGAGCUGAAGGGCCUGGACGACGAGGUACUGAAGACACUGCUGAGGUUUGUGCUUCAGCGGCCGAAGGCUCCCGAGGGACUCGAGCUGAGGCCGUACCUGGGGGAGGACAUGCGCAGCGAGGAGGAGAGGAAAGCAAAGAUGCAGGAGUGGAUGAAGAUCUACGACUGCAGGUUCAUCUUGCGGGAAGCCCUCCAGAGGGAAGUCCCACUCUGGGUCAAGAUCUACAAGAGGCACCCCGAUGCUCCCUAUUCGAUCUGCAAGCUGAAGUAGUGUUUCAUCAGAGGACGGGUCAGGGAAAUAAAGGAGCAGGAUUAGUUGUGUCUAAAAA